AUGAGAUGCGAACUUUAUACUAACAACAUAUAUAGUCGAAAAGCAGAUCUGAGAGUCUUUCCCAUGCUUUGCUUCAUCUUCGGCCUCUCCCUACUCGAUCGAACGAAUAUUUCAUCUGCAUACAUUGCAGGUCUAGCAAAGGAUUUGCAGCUCGCUGUCGGAAGCCGAUAUAACAUUGCAUUGUUGAUCUUCUUCAUCGGUUAUGCGCUCUUCGAGCUACCAUCAAACGUUGUCAUUCGACGACUUGGAGCACGAACAUGGCUCUCUUUCCUCAUUGUAGCAUGGGGUGCAUGUGUGCUAGGCAUGGGUUUCGUUCAUGACUGGAAGAUUCUCACAGUUCUGCGUGCUUUACUGGGUGUCUUUGAAGCUGGAUUGUUCCCCGGAGCAGUUUACAUCAUCGGAUCGUGGUAUCGUCAGUUCGAGACCGCGAAACGUGUCUCUAUCUUCUACAUGGCCGCGCUGGUUACAUCCGCUUUCGGUCCUAUCUUUGCGUAUGCACUAUCUUGUAUCCGUGUCGGAGAUGGCAUGUACCGCUCCGGUUGGCGAUGGAUCUUCAUCAUCGAAGGCAUCGUCACCAUCGUCGCAGGUUUUGCCGCGCCUUUCUUCCUUAUCGAGUUCCCCGAGAAGGUCAGCUUCCUGACCGAUCGUCAGAAGCAUAUCGCCAUUAGCCGCGUCAGUCUCGAACAAUCCGGCAAGCAGACCGAGCCGCCCACAUUCAUGGAUUCGCUCAAGAUGCUCGUGGACUGGAAGAUCGGCGUGUACUGCAUCCAGUACUUCGUCGCCGCGUCCUCCGUCUACUCCCUUGCCUUCUUCGCCCCCAUCAUCCUCCGACAAGGCAUGGGCUUCUCCUACGUCGAGGCCCAACUCCUCUCCUCCCCACCCUACAUCUUCGCCAUCAUCGCCUCGUUGGCUUGUGCUUGGCUCUCCGACAAGAUCAAGCUCCGCUACCCCAUCCUCAUCGGCCAGUCCGUCUCCGCCAUCGUCGGCCUCCUCAUCGUCCUAUACUGCAAACCCCCCGGCGUCAGGUACUUCGGCCUCUUCCUCGCGACCUUCGGCACCCAGGCCAACGUCCCAGCCACCCUGGCAUACGGAAACAACCAGACCGCGCGAGUCCAGAAACGCGGCGUUGUCGCAGCCGCGAUGAUCAGUGUCGGUGCCGCGGGCGGUAUCACCGGCUCUACCAUCUUCCAGGCUAAAGAUGCUCCGCUCUACCUCCCAGGCAUGUGGGCGACCAUCGCCAUGCAGAUGCUCUACUCCAUCAUCACAUUCGCCAUGUCGAUGCACUUCAAGCGCCAGAACAAGUUGGCGGAUGAGGGCAAGAGGCCGACGCUUGAGGGCGUCGAGGGAUUCCGAUAUGCGCCGUAG
Molecule: messenger RNA, 1365 nt
Organism: Aaosphaeria arxii CBS 175.79
Lineage: Eukaryota; Fungi; Ascomycota; Dothideomycetes; Pleosporales
Product: retrograde regulation protein 2
Exons: 6
Coding region: 1-1365 (454 amino acids)
Biological process (GO): transmembrane transport
Cellular component (GO): membrane
Molecular function (GO): transmembrane transporter activity
Source: RefSeq, a predicted model, not a curated record